Phyllostomus discolor (pale spear-nosed bat) is the source of this 2560-nucleotide messenger RNA. It is a transcript of the gene ANKMY2, whose product is annotated as ankyrin repeat and MYND domain containing 2. Gene Ontology annotation, molecular function: protein binding. The record is from RefSeq and is a predicted model, not a curated record. Lineage: Eukaryota; Metazoa; Chordata; Mammalia; Chiroptera; Phyllostomidae.
GCUCCAAUGGGAGCCUCUGGCUGCCGCCUCCCGAACCGCCCCCACCCGCUGGGCCAAUGACGCGCGGGGGGCGGUGACUGCCGCUGGGCCUGCGGAGUCCGCCCGCUCGGCUCGCCGGAGCUCGCGUGCUGCUCGCCAGCCCGCGAAGAGCGGCGACAAUUCGAACGCUUCCGCGGUGUUCUGGCCUGGAGCUCCCCCAGUGCGGCCGGCGUUCCUAACAUUGACACAGCGUUUCUUUCUAAUACUUGCAAAGAAACGAAAUAACCUUCAAGCUGGCGGGAGCAAUGGUUCACAUAGAGAAAGGCGAGCUGACCCAGGAGGAAAAGGCGCUGCUGGAAGUCAUCGGGAAAGGUUCUGUCCAAGAAGCUGGAACACUGUUAGCCAACAAGAAUGUUCGUGUCAACUGUUUGGAUGAGAACGGAAUGACUCCUCUAAUGCACGCUGCAUAUAAAGGAAAACUCGAUAUGUGCAAAUUACUUUUGCGACACGGAGCUGAUGUAAACUGUCAUCAACACGAACACGGAUACACAGCCCUCAUGUUUGCUGCACUCUCUGGUAAUAAAGACAUCACGUGGGUAAUGUUGGAAGCUGGUGCCGAGACAGAUGUUGUUAAUUCAGUAGGAAGAACAGCAGCUCAGAUGGCAGCCUUUGUGGGUCAACAUGAUUGUGUAACUGUCAUCAACAAUUUCUUUCCUCGAGAGAGACUGGAUUAUUACACUAAGCCCCAGGGACUGGACAAAGAGCCGAAACUGCCCCCAAAGCUGGCAGCCCCACUGCACAAAAUUAUCACCGUGACAAAUCUUCAUCCUGUCAAGAUUGUGAUGCUUAUAAAUGAGAAUCCUCUGCUGGCAGAAGCAGCAGCUCUGAAUAAAUGCUACAAGGUGAUGGAUUUGAUUUGUGAGAAGUGUAUGAAGCAAAGAGACAUGAAUGAAGUAUUGGCUGUGAAAAUGCAUUACAUCAGCUGUAUCUUUCAGAAAUGUAUUACCUUCUUAAAAGACGGAGAGAAUAAACUGGAUACUCUGAUCAAAAGCCUGUUGAAAGGCCGACCCUCUGACGGCUUUCCGGUGUAUCAGGAAAAGCUCAUCAGAGAGAGUAUCAGGAAAUUCCCCUACUGCGAAGCCACCCUCCUGCAGCAGCUGGUGCGCAGCAUCGCCCCCGUGGAAAUCGGUUCUGAUCCCACUGCGUUCUCUGUACUUACUCAAGCCAUCACUGGUCAGGUGGGGUUUGUGGAUGUGGAAUUUUGUACCACCUGUGGAGAAAAGGGAGCAAGUAAAAGAUGCUCAGUAUGCAAAAUGGUAAUAUACUGCGAUCAAACUUGCCAGAAAACACACUGGUUUGCACAUAAGAAAAUCUGUAAGAAUCUCAAGGACAUUUAUGAGAAACAACAGUUGGAAGCUGCCAAAGAAAAGAGUGAGGAGAGAACAAUGGCAAACUCGAUGUCAACUCUAAUUGUGUUAAUAAAGAGCAGCCGGAGGCCGAAACGGCCGUCUCCCAAGAGGAAUGUGACCCUAAAGAGCCUGUGGAAGGGGAGAAAGAAUCUCUCCAGUGUGAUGCUGGGUCGGAAUGCUCACAGGAUGCUACCGCAGGACCACUGGCAUCCGAGGAGUAAAAGCCAGAGCACGUGCCGGCGAGGAUGGUCCUCCCCUGGCAGUGGCUGGAAAACUUGUGACUGUGCCCCCAUUGCCUUGUGACACCCGCAUGGCACUGUGGCAGGACUUCAUAGAAUAGAUGCUUUCCAGCAAAGUUGUGUCUACCAUGCCCUAAUUUCUGUUCCGUAUGUGGACAGAUAUUCCUAUGGGAAAAAAUACUUUUCACAAACAGGAGAAACAUUCUAUUUCCUUUCUGAGGCCAGCUUUCCAAAGGGAAAAAGAAAUCCCCUGAAAGAAGACCCGUGGGCUGAAGGGAACAAAGGGUCAAGUGGAACAGGUGUAGGAAAGAGGAGACUUCAAGAAAGAAAAAUGUUAUAGCUGCAGACAUAGGUAUUUAAAAAUAUCCUAACUUAUGUGUGAAUAAAAUGCAUAUAAAUAGCAUUUAUAAUAGUGAAGGUCUACUUAUUAGGAUGUCACGAAAUGAAGUAAGGCUGUGUGUUUAAGGAUCUUUCCCAUAGUCCAGCUAAUUAUAAUUUUGUAUAGAAAUGGCCUCAAGCAGUCUGAACUUGACGUACUUCCUGCAGUGAUGUUUUAUCUACAUACAGUAUUUGUACCUUCAGAGAUGACACACCCCCAGAAGGAACGAAGGCUUUGCCAGAGUUAUCUCAGCAUGUGCAUUAAAAGAAAUGUGUCAUGAUGUUUUUGAUUAAGUAUGUCUGAGCACACCGUUUCCAUGGUGGUUGGACUAGUUCAUGUGCCAUAUUCCACUUGAAAAGCUGGCUUUUAUCUGCCUAUGUGCUUCUCAUGUGACCCUUCCGGUUCAGAAACUGAUUUAUAGCUGUCAUUUAUAGAAUGUUCUGGCAUUCGUUUUCAGAGUGUGCAGUAUUUAAACAGUGUGAUAGCUUAAGAUAGGACUCUGUUUCAUAGUUUCUUGUGUUGAUUGUACAAUAAAGUAUGCCUAUUAAUAUAAC